CUUCUAGGAGAACUUAUGACAGCCAUAAGGACAAAAACAAAUCUACAUUUCGGUUUGUAUCACUGUCUGUAUGAAUGGCUCAACCCUCUGUACAUUAAUGAUAAAGCGAAUAACUGGAAGUCAUAUGAUUUCGUUAGGACUAAAGCUAUGCCUGCCCUUUAUGAGAUAGUUAAUAAAUACCAACCUGAUAUUGUAUGGUCUGACGGCGAUUAUGAAGCUCCUGACACAUACUGGGGAUCUACCGAGUUUCUAGCAUGGCUUUAUAAUGACAGUCCAAUUAAGGAUAUUGUUGUAACCAACGACAGAUGGGGAAUAAAUGAUACUUGCAAACAUGGUGGAUAUUGGACUUGUAAAGACAGAUAUAUGCCCACCAAGGUACCACCCAAAAAGUGGGAAAACACCAUGACUAUUGAUAAAGGUUCAUGGGGAUUCAGGCGGAAUGCAAAUCUGGAAGACUAUCUUACUAUUGAGGAAUUACUUGCUAUUUUCAUUCAAACGGUUAGUCUUGGUGGUAAUAUGUUAAUGAACGUCGGACCACAGAAAGAUGGCGUAAUAGCACCAAUAUUAGAAGAAAGGUUACGUCAAGUGGGAGCAUGGAUGGGAAUUAAUGGGGAAGCUAUUAGAGGAACUAACCCAUGGACGACUCAAAAUGAUACGAUGGUUCCAGAUACAUGGUACACUAAGAAAGAUUCGACCGUUUAUGCCUUAGUAUUAACAUGGCCAUCCAAUGGAGUUCUCAGUUUAUCUGCACCUAUGCCAACUUCAAACACCACGGUUAAUAUGAUCGGAUAUUCUGGUCAGUUUGAAUGGCAGAAGCGUUCUGGUGGCGGUAUUGACAUUAUGUUUCCAAAUAUACCAAUAGAUAAAUUACCAGUGAAAUAUGCGUGGGUUUUGACAUUGUCAAAUUUAGAAAAUGCUUAA
Messenger RNA from Lottia gigantea (owl limpet), 921 nucleotides. RefSeq lists its product as hypothetical. Gene Ontology annotation, cellular component: lysosome. Gene Ontology annotation, molecular function: alpha-L-fucosidase activity. The coding region runs from base 16 to 921 and encodes 301 amino acids. Lineage: Eukaryota; Metazoa; Mollusca; Gastropoda; Lottiidae. Gene Ontology annotation, biological process: glycoside catabolic process; fucose metabolic process. The record is from RefSeq and is a predicted model, not a curated record. The transcript has 6 exons.